AUGGAUAUUUUGGCAAAGGUCACAAAAGGAAAGCGAACGGUAGUUGAUCUGGCGGCGUUACGGCAACUACUAGAGAGUGAGACCGGCGGCACAACUUGUCCGAGUUGUAACAUGCCCUUUGAUAAGGGCAAAAAGAGAAAGCUGAUUGACACGUGCGGACAUGAACGGUGCUACGCUUGCAUGUUUAGAAACGAAGCGUGCCCCAUCUGCGCUCGGAAGAGCCAAGGAAGAAAAACCAUGGAGAGGUAUACUCCUUCGCCGCAACGGUCGGAGCCUGAGUGGCAAUCGCCAAUGCGCUUACCGAAACCACCGAAGGCAGCCAACCUCGCCCAAAGCUGCCCCACACCGCCACACACCAGGAGAAGAUUCUUCCUAAGUCCUAAAUCAUUGCGCAGUCCAUUUGGACACCGCGCUAGCCGACAUUCUAAUGAAAAUCACGUACCAUUAUCAGGAUUACCAGAAGAAGGUCCAAGAAGCGCCGCAUGGACAAGUCUAGUGUUCAAUAAAAUAAGAUCAUUGUGGUCCGCAAACUCAUCCGUGCCUCAGGGACUCAAUCAAUUGACAGGCACGAUAAUUAUUAUGUCUGAGGAAUGUCGAUCAAAUGAUAAGCAUGAUUCACUUGCUAUAAGACAAAACUUGACCCCGAUAUUUAAAUGA
Molecule: messenger RNA, 657 nt
Organism: Pieris macdunnoughi
Lineage: Eukaryota; Metazoa; Arthropoda; Insecta; Lepidoptera; Pieridae
Source: the annotation of a GenBank genome assembly